Scutellospora calospora is the source of this 234-nucleotide messenger RNA. The record is from the annotation of a GenBank genome assembly. NCBI's taxonomy places the organism in Eukaryota, Fungi, Glomeromycota, Glomeromycetes, Diversisporales, Gigasporaceae.
AUGCCAAGAGUAAAUCGUCACAAACAUCAUACCUGUCAGAAUAAUAGGCUAUUUGAGACAAUGAAAAUAUUACAAGAAUGUAUCGAUUUUCUUAAUAGCGAAGUUCGAAAGCAGAAAUGGUAUUCGAACCAACUUACUAAAGAAUUAGAGAUUUUAAGAAGAUAUCUUAGUGAUCUUACUAGGCGUCUUUCGUUAACAGAAUAUAUAAACGGAGAUCUUAAAGAAGAAACCUGA